GCGGGCGCGGCUACUCGAGGCACUGCGGUAGCGCGGCGCAGGGGGCCCGCCGGGGAGCGCGGCGCCGGCCAUGGAGCGCGGGGCUCGGCGCGGCGGCCGGCUGCUGGCGGCGGUGUGGAGGAGGCUGUGGGACUGCGGCCCCAGGGAUGGCAGCAGCGGUGGCCCCUGGGGCCUGGCCCGGCUCCCGCUUUGUUCUGGGGACAGCAGGGGGGCAGCUGGCCCCGCAGCACAGAGCAGGCUCCAGGAGACCAGGCCCUUCUCUCUGUCUGCUGCUGCCAGGGCAGCCCCGGGAGCAGGCAGCCGGGGAGGCACCGGCAGGCAGGGGCAGCUGAGCCUGCAGGACGUGGCAGAGCAGAUCCGGAGGCAGGAGCGCCGGCGGGUGGUGGUGAUGGCAGGCGCAGGGAUCAGCACCCCCAGUGGCAUCCCCGACUUCAGGUCUCCAGGGAGUGGCCUCUACAGCAACCUUGCACAGUAUGACAUCCCCUACCCAGAAGCCAUCUUUGAACUGAUGUAUUUCUUUGCCAACCCCAAGCCCUUCUUCACGUUGGCCAAGGAGCUCUACCCUGGCAACUACAGACCCAACUAUGCCCACUAUUUCCUGAGGCUGCUGCACGACAAAGGGCUGCUGCUGCGCCUCUACACCCAGAACAUCGAUGGGCUGGAGAGGGUUGCUGGGAUCCCUCCUGAUAGGCUGGUGGAAGCCCACGGCACCUUUGCCACUGCCACCUGCACAGUCUGUCGAAGGCAGUUCCCAGGAGAGGACUUCAGGGGGGACGUCAUGGCCGACAGGGUCCCUCGGUGUGCCGUCUGCAGCGGCGUGGUGAAGCCUGACAUCGUGUUCUUCGGCGAGGAGCUGCCGCAGCGCUUCCUCCUGCACCUGGCAGACUUCCCCCUGGCAGACCUGCUCUUUGUCAUCGGGACGUCCCUGGAGGUGGAGCCCUUUGCCAGCCUGGCGGGCGCCGUUCGCAGCUCUGUGCCCCGAGUCCUCAUCAACCGCGAUCUGGUGGGACCCUUCGCUCGGUACCAGCGCCACAACGAUGUGGCCCAGCUGGGAGAUGUGGUCAGCGGGGUUGAGAAGCUGGUGGAGCUGCUGGGCUGGACAGAAGAGAUGCAAACGCUGAUCCAGAAAGAGAAAGAAAAGCUGGAUGCCAAAGGCAAGUAGGAGAGCUGGCUCCCUGCUGCUGGAGAGCAAGAGACUUUGUGGUUCCCAGCAUGGGCAGAGGAGGAGAUCCUGGCAGAGAGCUGUGGUGGGACAGGUCAUGCAGCCCUGCAGCAGCAAAUCCACCAGGAGCGGCUGGGAGGAGAGGAUGCUCAUGGCCCUGCUAGGCUGGGAGGGGAGCAGCAGCCCUCACCCACGAAGGAGGAAAGCCAGAGGGAGUGGAGCCCAAACACCAAGCUGAAAACUGGUUCUACCCUACCUGAGACUUCAGCUGAUGGAGUACCAAGCACUGCUCCAUCCUCAUCUUACCCCAUCUUGGCACCACAAGGAGUGACUCUUCUCUGCCUCUUGCCGCAUCAGCACACCCUCUGAUGUCCAGCUAUGAGAGCUUCCCCAGGAAGGGGCCAGGAGCUCCUGGUCUCUUGCCAGCACAUCAGGGAGCCUGUUUGGGCCUCCUGCCACCUCGGCCCCCUAGAGGGACAGCUGUUCAAGGAGCAGAGGCUGAAAAUGCCACAAGGAGCAGGCCUCGAGGCAGGACAGCCUAGAAUGAGUUCACCUCCCACCACUGACUGAACAUCCACUGCUUCCUUCCACAGCUGCUCCUCGGACACAGUCAUGAUCUUCCAGCUGCUGCAGACUGCUAAGGUUUAUUUUUCAGGUGAAACCUCUACUAGAUGGGGGACAAAUGCUGUCUAGGGGGCUGCCUGCCCCCAUUCCCAAUCAGGAACACUGGCUCAGGCUGCUGGAAGGGCUCCAAGUCAGGUCACUGUUAAUUAUUUAAUAAUAAAAGAGUUCUAAUUCUUUUGGCAAUGUAA
Pogoniulus pusillus (Red-fronted tinkerbird) is the source of this 1974-nucleotide messenger RNA. RefSeq names its product sirtuin 3 (gene SIRT3). The transcript has 8 exons. Bases 71 to 1162 code for a protein of 363 amino acids. Lineage: Eukaryota; Metazoa; Chordata; Aves; Piciformes; Lybiidae. Gene Ontology annotation, cellular component: nucleus. Gene Ontology annotation, molecular function: NAD+ binding; histone deacetylase activity, NAD-dependent. The record is from RefSeq and is a predicted model, not a curated record.